AGAGAGAGAAAGGGAAAGAGAAGACUCCUUUCGACGCGCGCGAUGACGUAGACGCACUUGUUCGGACGAUCGUUAUCCCAACUCGGAUGAGAGCGAAUCGCAUAUCGCAUCGCAUCUGUUUCUCGCGGUGUGCCGUGCCGUGUCGUAAAACUGCGUGCGUGAGGCAAGUGCGUGGCGUAGGACGCGUGUAUGCACGUUUCGUGCGAAAGGGGAAAGGUGCGAGAAAUCGAUUGCCGGGUCGCCGGAUGUGCUGGCUCCUCUCCUUGACAGUGGGCUCGUUCGAUCGAUCGUCGGACAAGACGUCCCGAGUCCUUUAUAGUUUCAAUUCCUCGCGGUCUCCUCUUCGGAUUCGAUCUCCGUGUAAAUUUCUGGAGGAUGUGUGAGAAAAACGAUAUGUCUGUGAAGAAACGCGACUAACGACUCUAUCGUAGGAAAGAAAGAUCGCAGCUGUGAUUUAGUAGAAACGAUUGGUUUGGCCGUCAGAUAUUUGUUUGUUAAAUUAUGAAAUUGUAUUACGAAGUUGAUUUGUGAGGAUCAGUAUGUUAUGCAGAUUGGGCGGUUACAUAGAGAUAAAUUAAAUUAGACAAUCUCCCAGAGGGAGAAAUUUAUCUCGUUGCUCGACAGAAUGUCAACAGAAUCGAACGCGAAUGGGACAGUUGUAGAAUAAAACAUCCGAGAUGCGUUUCAGAUUACAUCUUUUUCUACAUAAUCAUAAGUUGAACUAGUGUAAUUUGUUAUACUAAUUCUUGUGUUAAUUUUUUAAUUAUCACGAUCAAGCUCGAGCUUCAAACAAAAUCCCGAAAUAAAUUUUCUUUUCACUUAAUUAGAAUUUUCAGCGGAAUUUUAAAUACUCAAAUAUUCGACUUUUCUUUUACUUAACUUACAGUUCCUAUUUAGAGUCGAAUAGAAUACAGAAUAGAAUACAGUUUCUAUUUAAAGUAAAAUUUCAUUGAAUCAACAAUUUUUCCUCAACUUCAGAGAAAAUGAUUCGUUUAUCAUUUAUUUCAGAUGUAGGAGUACAAUUUUCACAAAUGAAGUUCUGUAGAAUCUAUGAAUGUUUUAUUAACUAGAUUUAAUUAAAUAGAUUCAAAAAUAGAAGCAAAAACAAAUAAUUAAGCCAAGGAAUAUAAUAGUUAGCCGGGUUUUCUAAAAUGUUGUUUAUGAUAAGAAAAAAACAAUAAUAUCAUAGAAGUACAUAGAAGCGAACAAUUUCGAAUCGAUAUUUCUUAUGAUUUGAAUAAUGCAAUUCGUGGAAUUCCGCGAUCUGAUCGAAAUCAGCUAGCUAACGUAUGGGUUAUUGGAGGCGAAAUGUGCGCGACGGAAAUGCUGAUCGCGUCGUUUUAGCGCGUCGUUCGUCAGAUAAACGAGCCCGAGCGUUUCGCGUGCGAGUGGAGGACGGGACGUAAUAACGCCGGGAUUACGCGACACCCACUAUCGCGUAACCGCAUUACGCAAUCGUUAUCUCCCGAAUGAGUUACAUAGCGUUGUGGCGUAGUGCGCUGUCGACUUUUUGACACGCGCGAACUUGAGGAAAAUCGAUAAUCCAGUAUUAAUUAAAUCGCGCCUCGUCGUCGUCGUCGUCGUCGCGUUCUAAAGAUUCUCGUUCAACUCUCCUCGCGACUGUUCGUCGAUUCUUCGUCGAUUUUUCGUCGAUCGCGCGGGAAUUUUUCUCAUAAACGACCCAGCGAACAGAACCCAAACGUCACGCUGCACGUAUGUAUGUAGGGUGUCCCUUUAAACACCGAGCCAAUUUCUCCUCCGAUGAUCGAGUCCUCUUUAAGAAGGAAGCACUUAUUAAUUAAAUGCAAUUCUAUUAUAAAUUAGUUUUUAUUUUUAUUAUCAAUUAAUUAUAAUAAAUAAUCAAUCAUCGCGCGCGGAUUGUGAAUCCUAAGGGAAUCAGCGAGAUACACGAACAUUCUGUAUAUAACACAUACCGCUGCGUAGCGCUGCGAGCACGUGACAGAAACGUCGUCGAGGCGUCGUAGUCGUCGUUGGUGUGAUGCGGCGCAUCGAUGCGGAUUUUCCUCAUCGAUGCGCGGAGAUGCGAGUGCGUUCGCUGCGCGUUUGUUCCCGAUUCCCGGUGGCGUGAUUAAUCGCGCGUCGCGACAAAAACCAGCUGUUAUCCGCGGGGAAGGGGAGGGAAAUCCGUUACUCCACCUCGCGCGGACGGGACGCCGUCUCGGCGAACGGCAUAACCUCAAAGUCACCGCGACGGGUGGAGGCGCGUCGGCAGCGACGGCGGGCGUCGGGCUUCCGUUCCCUCCUCCACCUCCCUCCCGGAAUAGAAGCGAACGCGGUGCGCACCGACGUCGUUGCGCGGCACGGCGAUCGAUGCAAUUAAAGGGGGAGAAUUAUUCAUCGGGAGCUUUCGCAGGCGAUUCAACGGCAGCUCCCGUGAGCUGUGUUCCCGUGUCGUCCGCUCGUCGCUCGUCCCCGCCACCCCGGAUGCGGCGACGCCGCUGCUCCGGUCCGGCCGCUCCGGCACGGCCCCCGUUCCGGAUGCUGCACGCGUGAGAUUACGUCGCGCUGUCGUGUGCCGCGUAUCGCGUAGACCGCGGCGGCGGACCCGGACUCCGUACCCGCGAGCAUGAACCGGCAAGGGCUAGCACGCGCGCCGACAUGUGAGAAAAAUCGUGCGUGGGAUAUACGUACGUGAGAGAAGAGUAGAGAGAGCACGAGGGAGAGAGAGAGAGAGAGAAAGAGAGAUCUGGCGACGACAGGACACGGUGCAGAUCAUGGAAGUCGCGGCCACAAAGCUGGUGCAGUGGUUCAACGAACUCAGGUCCCGGGUGCACCUUUACCUGCAUGCCCAAACCCUUGGUCCAGUAAGGGCGGAAAAUGGUGGCUCACAGGGCGAUGAUCAACCACCCACACAAUAUAAUGACGGCGAGGAGAGAGUCAUUUUCGUCAAUGCCCCUCAUCAGCCCGCAAAAUACAAAAACAAUCACAUUACUACCGCAAAAUACUCGUUUUUAUCGUUCAUACCACUGUUCCUUUUCGAACAAUUCCGUCGCUACAGCAACUGUUUCUUCCUAUUCAUCGCACUCAUGCAGCAAAUACCAGACGUGUCUCCGACAGGACGCUGGACAACAUUGGUUCCACUGAUUUUCAUCCUCAGCGUGUCCGCUUUAAAAGAGAUAGUCGAGGACGUAAAAAGGCACAGAGCGGACGAUGAGAUAAAUAUGAGGGAGGUGGAGGUGCUGAGGGAUGGGCGCUGGCAGUGGAUACAGUGGCGCGCCAUAGCCGUCGGGGAUGUGGUUAAGGUUCACAACAACACUUUCUUUCCCGCUGACUUGAUCUUGUUGUCAUCGUCGGAGCCGCAGGGUAUGUCCUUCAUAGAGACCGCCAACCUGGACGGCGAGACGAAUCUGAAGAUCCGACAGGCCCAUCCUGACACUGCCAAUCUCUUGGAUACCGCGGAGUUGAUGAAUUUCCGCGCGAAUAUCCAGUGCGAGCCGCCCAACAGGCAUUUAUAUGAGUUCCACGGAGUCCUACGGGAGACCAAUAAACAGAGCGUAGCUUUAGGGCCCGAUCAAUUGGUACUCCGUGGCGCGAUGUUGCGGAACACACGGUGGGUGUUCGGUGUAGUGAUAUACACGGGACACGACACGAAACUCAUGCAGAAUAAUACCGCGACAGCGCCAUUGAAACGAUCCACCCUGGAUCGGUUGAUCAACACGCAGAUACUGAUGCUAUUUUUCAUACUUCUUCUGUUGUGCAUUCUUUCCGCGAUAUUUAACGUCGUGUGGACGAACGCCAACAAAGACGGCCUCUGGUACUUGGGUUUACAAGAGGAAAUGACUAAGAACUUCGCUUUCAAUCUGCUGACAUUUAUUAUCCUCUUCAACAAUCUAAUACCCAUAUCCUUGCAAGUGACACUCGAGGUAGUGAGAUUUGUUCAGGCCACAUUUAUUAAUAUGGACAUAGAGAUGUAUCAUCCGGAGACGGACACUCCAGCGAUGGCUCGCACGAGUAAUCUGAACGAGGAACUCGGGAUAGUGAAGUAUGUAUUCACGGAUAAAACCGGCACACUCACGAAGAACGUCAUGGAAUUCCAGCGGUGUUCGGUCGGUGGAAGACUGUACGAUUUGCCAAAUCCUUCAAAUGGGGACGAAAGUACAAGUGACAGUAGUUGCGAGUUGAUUAGAGAUAUCAUCGAUGGAAGAUCCGUGCGGGAUUCUACGAAUCCCGCUGAUAAGAAGAAAGCGAAGCAUGCGGCUGUACUUCAUGAGUUUAUGAUUAUGCUGUCAGUUUGCCACACGGUUAUUCCCGAAAAACUAGAUGAUUCCUUAGUCUAUCAUGCUGCAUCUCCGGAUGAAAGAGCGUUGGUGGACGGGGCACGUAAAUUUAACUACGUGUUCGAUACGCGAACGCCCACUUAUGUGGAAAUCGUCGCUCUUGGUGAAACGCUACGCUACGAAAUUCUGAACGUCAUAGAAUUCACUUCGGCCAGGAAGCGUAUGUCGGUAGUCGUGAAGACGCCCGAAGGAAAGAUUAAAAUAUUUUGUAAAGGCGCGGAUUCGGUUAUCUAUGAAAGAUUGACUUCUUUAGAAACGAGCGAUCUUGACCUGGAACAUGUGGAUGAUUUUCGUGAAACGACUCUCGAGCAUUUGGAGACUUUUGCCACUGACGGAUUGCGAACGCUUUGUUUUGCCUCCGCGGAAAUACCUGAAAAUGUUUAUCAAUGGUGGAGCGAAUCAUACCAUAAAGCGUCAAUUAGUCUAAGAAACCGUGAUAGUAUGUUGGAACAAGCUGCGAAUCUUAUCGAGAGUAAACUUACAUUAUUAGGAGCGACUGCAAUUGAAGAUCAAUUACAAGACCAAGUCCCGGAAACGAUACAAGCUCUUUUACAAGCUAAUAUUAACGUCUGGGUAUUGACUGGAGAUAAACAAGAAACGGCCAUAAAUAUCGGUUACUCGUGUAAACUGAUAACACACGGGAUGCCACUUUAUAUUAUCAAUGAAGCUUCUUUGGAUAAAACGAGGGAAGUCAUCAUUCAGCGUUGCCUUGACUUUGGAAUUGAUUUGAAAUGUCAAAACGACGUAGCUCUAAUUAUAGACGGCAGUACGUUGGACCAUGCGUUGUCUUGCGACAUCAGGAUGGAAUUUUUGGAAUUGUGUUCCGCUUGCAAAGUUGUUAUCUGUUGCAGAGUAUCACCGAUUCAAAAAGCUGAAGUGGUGGAUUUAAUUACGAGUAACAAGAAAGAAGUGACUCUUGCGAUCGGAGAUGGCGCGAAUGAUGUGGCGAUGAUACAGAAAGCUCACAUUGGCGUCGGUAUCUCAGGUGUAGAGGGUCUUCAAGCAGCCUGUGCCUCGGAUUAUUCUAUUGCGCAGUUUCGUUUCCUAAAACGUCUGUUAUUCGUUCACGGCUCUUGGAAUUAUAGCAGAAUGUGUAAAUUAAUCUUAUACUCGUUUUACAAGAAUAUUUGUCUAUAUGUUAUCGAAUUAUGGUUUGCCAUCUAUUCCGGCUGGUCCGGACAGAUCCUUUUCGAAAGAUGGUCCAUAGGAUUGUACAAUGUGGUUUUUACUGCUGCACCUCCGUUAGCUAUGGGUCUCUUUGAUAAAGUGUGUUCCGCGGAAACUCAUUUGGCCCAUCCUGGACUCUACGCGACGAAGAAUAAUGGCGAAUCGUUCUUCAAUAUUAAAGUAUUUUGGGUAUGGAUUGUGAACGCGUUAAUUCAUUCAUCGCUAUUGUAUUGGUUGCCGCUAAUGGCUCUGAAACAAGAUGUAGCUUGGGCAAAUGGCAGAGACGGCGGCUAUCUUCUACUAGGAAACUUUGUCUAUACCUAUGUUGUAGUGACGGUAUGCGUAAAGGCGGGUUUAAUAAUAAACUCAUGGACAUGGGUCACCCACUUGGCGACAUGGGGAUCUAUUAUAUUUUGGUUCUUAUUUAUUCUUAUAUAUAGCAAUGUUUGGCCCUUCCUGAACGUCGGUGCUGUGAUGUUAGGCAAUGACAGAAUGUUAUUUUCUUCGCCUGUUUUUUGGCUGGGACUUAUAUUAAUACCUACAGCAGUAUUACUGCUGGAUGUUACAAUAAAAGCAGUAAAGAAUACAAUUUGGAAGUCUGUAACGGAAACAGCCCGAGAGAAUGAAAUUAGAAAGUCUGAUCCCGGUGAUAUAUUCAGCAAUCAGGAUUAUAGAAGCUCAUUGACCGAGACGGCGAGGCUGCUGAAAAAUGUUAAAAGUGUUUUCACCAGGCGCUCGAACGCCGCCUCCAGAGUCAAUGUCGAGGUGGAGCUAUCACAUGGUUUCGCGUUCUCUCAAGAGGAGGGUGGCUCGGUGACCCAGACGGACGUGAUCAGAGCCUACGACACGAAUCUUCCGAAACCCGGCGGUAUGUGAUUUAAGCGAUGCGGCCGCCGCGCGGCGAGAUGAUGCCAGCCGCUCUUCCAAGUGGCCUGACGAUGGAGAAGCUCGCGGCUUUGCGUUUCGCUCGUCAGAACGACGUCCGACACAGGGUCGGACCGACAUUAAGCUUAAGGACGACCAGGGAGAAAGAGUUCUUCAUCCCCCUCCCCCCCCCCCCGACCUGACGCGUUUCGCUGCGUUAGAAUCUGACGAUCGCUAGAACGGCCUUUCAGUCGCGACUGAUGAUCACUAAUUUACGUAUUUUAUUUCGUCGGACUUACCCCUAAGGAGAAAGGGAAUUGUAAUAUUUGUAAUAUUUGUCGCGUUUGCAACGUUGAGCAACUCGAGGCAAGAGAUUCCUCUCUGAGAAUUACCGCGCGAUCCACUUUCGCAGAAGAGUACUCCGAUACUCAGCAUGAAUAAUUAUUUUGAUACUCCGUGAAGUUUUAUUCUGAUAUACCGUAGAGAUCUCGUUCUUCGAGCAUCGGCGCUGCAUUUCUCGCUCGCGAUGCAUUUGAGAAUGCAUUUCGCGUUAAUGUCAAAGUCGCGUGCGCAUAAUCCUAUUAUGCAUCCAAAGGGGAAAGAAGGGAGGAAAGAAGAAAAUCGUUUUCCAUCUGUUUUCGCGAGGGCGGAACGCUCGAUGUUUCCUUUCGGGCAAAAAUCGUGCGGAUUGCGCAAGUUGUAAUUGCGAUCUUAAAUGUGUUAAGAUGUAUACAUAUAUAUAUAUAUAUAUAUAUAUGUUUCAUACGUAAAUAGAAGAUUUUUGUGCGACAUAAUUAUUCCAGGAACGCGUUCGAGCGGGAUCUUUCUGGAAUUGCAAAUACCUCUAUAUGUAUUAUAUAUAUAUAUAUAUAUAAAUAAAU
Pogonomyrmex barbatus (red harvester ant) is the source of this 7210-nucleotide messenger RNA. RefSeq names its product ATPase phospholipid transporting 8A1. Gene Ontology annotation, cellular component: trans-Golgi network; plasma membrane. NCBI's taxonomy places the organism in Eukaryota, Metazoa, Arthropoda, Insecta, Hymenoptera, Formicidae. Gene Ontology annotation, molecular function: ATPase-coupled intramembrane lipid carrier activity; ATP binding; magnesium ion binding. The record is from RefSeq and is a predicted model, not a curated record. Gene Ontology annotation, biological process: phospholipid translocation.